Messenger RNA from Monodelphis domestica (gray short-tailed opossum), 2230 nucleotides. RefSeq names its product phytanoyl-CoA 2-hydroxylase (gene PHYH). The record is from RefSeq and is a predicted model, not a curated record. Gene Ontology annotation, molecular function: phytanoyl-CoA dioxygenase activity. Lineage: Eukaryota; Metazoa; Chordata; Mammalia; Didelphimorphia; Didelphidae. Gene Ontology annotation, biological process: fatty acid alpha-oxidation.
GCGCAGAUACCCAGGUCAAAGGGAUUCAGUACAGUGACCUUCGGGGUGUUUUCAACUUCCAGGACCGCCCACCGGCUCGUCACCCUCUAGGUCCCAGGGCAGUACGGGUGCGCCUGCGCUCCUCUCUUAAGGGGAGGCGGAGUCCCAGAGCGGUUUAUGUAGGGCAUCAGCUGAGAACUCGGCUGACUUCCUGCUUUCCUCCUCCCGCAGAGAUGGCUGCCACUGCUCUGUACGUCAGGGAGUCGGGGCGCCCGGGCGGGCCUGCCACGGCCCGCCUCAAGAUUCUUCUCGGACACCUUCAGGGCCCUGCAGCCACGGCGAUCGCAGCUUACCCAACUUCAGCUGCUAAUAUAUCUUCCAGUUACCAUCCUCAGCAAUUCCAGUACACACUCGAUAAUAAUGUCUUAACUCUAGAACAGAGGCAAUUUUAUGAGGACAACGGUUUCCUGGUCAUAAAAAAUCUAGUGCCUGAAGCAGAUAUUCAACGCUAUAGGAAUCAAUUUGAAAGGAUCUGCAGAAAGGAAGUAGCACCCAUUGGAUUACAGAUAAUGAAGGAUGUGACCAUUGCAAAAUCAGAGUUUCAUGCAGAUGAGAAAGCAGUUACAAAAAUUCAGGAUUUUCAGAGCGAUGAAGAACUCUUCAGCUACUGCACUAAUCCUCAGAUCAUUAAAUAUGUUGAGUGUUUCACUGGACCCAAUAUCAUGGCUAUGCAUACAAUGCUGAUAAACAAGCCUCCAGAUUCUGGGAAGAAGACGUCUCGCCAUCCCUUCCAUCAAGACCUGCACUACUUCCCAUUCAGGCCUUCCAAUUCCAUUGUUUGUGCUUGGACUGCCAUGGAACAUAUUGAUAGAAAUAAUGGCUGCCUAGUUGUGAUACCAGGCACACACAAGGGCACCUUGAAACCACAUGACUAUCCUAAAUGGGAGGGGGGAGUUAACAUUAUGUUCCAUGGUAUCCAAGACUAUGAUGCCAACCAACCCAGGACCCACCUUGUGAUGGAGAAGGGAGAUACUGUUUUUUUCCAUCCUUUGCUCAUUCACGGAUCUGGAAGAAAUAAAACUCAAGGAUUCCGGAAGGCCAUUUCCUGUCACUUUGCCAGUUCUAAUUGCUACUACACUGAUGUAAAAGGCACUAGUCAAGAAAUCAUUGAGAAAGAACUCCAAAACCUAUUAGAAAAGAAGUAUGGUAUUUCCAAAAUACCAUUAAAGGAUACUUGGAAGUUCCGAGCACGGAUUGUAAAAGGUGAAAGAAUCAAUCUUUGAAGUAUUCAUCCAAAGUCCUUUUAAAAGAAGCAGUUUCCAAAACUCCCAGGUGCCUCUCUGGAGAGUGCUUGGAUAUGAGGAGUUAGCACAUACUAAUAUGAAAAAGCACUUUGUUGUAUAUGGUGUUAUCUGCAUUGCCUGAUGAUAUGGCAACCACAAAGACUAAAACCUGGUAUAUUCAAAAAGCUUAGCUUCCUGGCACAAGGAUCAAGAUGCCUAUGUAAUUUCUGAGUAAUCCAUGUCUUCAAAAACAAUGUAGCCAUAGGAAAGAACUCUUAGCAUAGCCAAAAGAAAAUCUAUUGAGUUCAGAAUCUUUGUAAUUAUAAGCUUCUUACAGUAAAGGGGUGAUUGCUUGCCUUCCUGGGGGGGGGUUUGGGGAGGGGGGAUCUAUUGCAGCUGCUUCUUCUUAGGCAAGAGAACUGAGGAUCUUCCUCAUGGUAGGGUUAGGUGGUAGGAAGCUUAUCAGAUCAUUUUUAUUUUAGAUCAGAGUGACCAUGAUCUGUGGUGAUUUCUUGCCCUUUAUCCUCAAGUUUCCAUUUGUUUCCUCACUUCUGAAAUCAAGGGAAGGUAGGAAGGAGAAAGAGGGCUCAGAUUUCUCAUUUGUUUUUCAAUCAAGGCAAGGGCAACUUCCUAGUAUUAAAAUAAGAAACAGAAAAAUAAGGAGGAUCUCCCAAAACUCUUCCCUCUCUACCCUUUUUUGUAACAUGAGUAAAUGACAUGUUUCCUUGGCUUUUCUCUGGUUUCUACUGGGCAGUAACUUUAAGCCUGUUUGGAUAAUGGGAUAAGGGUGAUACUGACUGCUAUGAGACAGUUGGACAGUGGAAAGACUUGUUAGGAAAUACAAAUAGUAUAAAUGUGAGCUCGAUGGUCCAAUAUUUCACUCUGAAAUAUUGAAUUCCUCCAACCAGUUUAUGCCAAUUUUAGAACAAAGAUCCUUUUGAAAUAAAGUUAAAUAUUAAGCAAAUAAA